Dioscorea cayenensis subsp. rotundata (Guinea yam) is the source of this 675-nucleotide messenger RNA. RefSeq lists its product as uncharacterized. The transcript has 2 exons. The record is from RefSeq and is a predicted model, not a curated record. NCBI's taxonomy places the organism in Eukaryota, Viridiplantae, Streptophyta, Magnoliopsida, Dioscoreales, Dioscoreaceae. The coding region runs from base 142 to 516 and encodes 124 amino acids. Gene Ontology annotation, cellular component: NatC complex.
UCUCUCCCAAAGCACGAGCCUUGGCCUUUGCUUGAACUCCUGAUUAGCUUCGAUAGCGCCUUCGCUUCUGCGGCCCUUCACUGGUGAAACUCGAGGAGCAUAUUUUUACCCAACAAAAGGCACUCUGUAUAAGUUGUGCACAUGGAAGGUUUCUCGGAAUCAACUUCAGCUCUCCAGAACCCACAAGAUUUCCACUCUGAUCGGCCCGGGGCAUCUCACAGCGCUGCCAACAAUAACUCACCUCUUGUAGCACAACUUCAAAAGCUUCUCUUCCAUCGAAUGCUGAUAGGGGUGAAUGACGGUCGUUUCUUCUUAGGCGUAUUCCACUGCAUUGACAAGCAAGGCAACAUCAUCCUUCAGGAUGCUGUAGAGUAUCGGAACACACGACGGUCUGCAACGUCUCCAAUGGAUCAACGGUGCCUUGGGCUGAUCCUGAUACCUGCCUCAUGCCGUUCUUCAUGCCAUGUCGAUUGCUCCAUAGAGGAGCAGCUGUCCCUAUUGUCUCUUCAGAAAUGAUAAAAAUUUGCCUUGUCCUGAAAGUAUCACUUUUGAUCCUAAGAUCAUUAUCUCAACAUUAUAUUGUAUGAUGAGUGCAACUUAAGUUAACUAUUGAUGAAACAAAUGUUCUGAGCAUCUGUCAUUAAAGCGGCAGCUCGAUAAUUGAUGCUUUGUUUA